AUGGCAAACCGUCGAAAGAAAGCAUUUGGAGGGGAUUCCAGCAGUGAUAGUGAUGGAAGUGAAGAUGAGUUACAUGGAUAUUUGCAUAAAAAGGCGCUCAAAUCUCAAAAAACCUUGCAAAAUGUAGGGGCAUUCAAUUUUGAUAACGACAUGGAUUCAUGUGCACCGGUAAAAACUCAACCACCCAAGCAAUCCAGAUUCAUAGGCAAUAUUCUAGCUUCAAAAAAGCAGCGAGAAUUAGAUAGACUUUAUUCUGAGUCUGUCAGAAAUACAUUCUCGAAUGGAAUACAAGAGCAUGUCAAAAAUGCAGGAGAUGUAUACGUUACCGGCGCUUAUCAAGAAAAGAAGAGACAAAUAGAAGAAGCAGAGAAAAUAGCGCUUGCUGAACAAGGUCGUGAAUUUGCAGAAACGAACUUGAAUGCUUUCAGAUAUAAUGCCCGCAUUUUAAAUGAUGCCUCGGAAAAGCACGACCAGAGCCUUUCAAACGUUGGAGAUGCUGCUCAGUCGACGGAUGCUGUACGAGAAAAAGAGAAGAAGCUCAAAUCUUACAAAAAUGAUAUAUACAUCUCACCUAACAUCUCCUCAAAACCCAGCGGUCAAAAGGCACGAAAAAUGGCUAAACAAGCUGCUCCAGUGGAAGUUGUUCAGAAGUUUUUAGCAAGUAGCGUUACCGCAUGCGAAUUAAAACUACUUAGAGAAGAAUAUUUUGCAAGGGUCAGCUGCUCUAACUUAAGCUGCUAA
Molecule: messenger RNA, 741 nt
Organism: Lachancea fermentati
Lineage: Eukaryota; Fungi; Ascomycota; Saccharomycetes; Saccharomycetales; Saccharomycetaceae
Source: the annotation of a GenBank genome assembly